Halteromyces radiatus is the source of this 1604-nucleotide messenger RNA. Its product is annotated as acyl-CoA N-acyltransferase. The record is from RefSeq and is a predicted model, not a curated record. Lineage: Eukaryota; Fungi; Mucoromycota; Mucoromycetes; Mucorales; Cunninghamellaceae. Gene Ontology annotation, molecular function: histone acetyltransferase activity. Gene Ontology annotation, biological process: regulation of DNA-templated transcription. Bases 4 to 1476 code for a protein of 490 amino acids. The transcript is spliced from 8 exons.
AGCAUGUCGUCAAGUAAACAAGUAUGCUCAUUACCGUCAUCUAUCUUUAACAAAUCGAUACCUGAUGUGGAGACAACUCAACUACCUGGUCUUUACACAACAUUGGAAGCCCUUUCUCAACAACUACAUAAUCAUCAUCAGUUACCAAGAGGUACACCUACUAGAACAAGUAUAGAGCGGUUUGAAACUGCAUUCAAAGCUGCAAAAGCAAUAAUUACUGAUCAUGAUAGCGAUCCACAAGAAAAACAAAUAUCGCACCAAACUACAAUACGAAUAACCAAAAAUCAACUACUAGGUACAAUAAGUGACCAACAAGGAUCCUCAGUACCAUCUUCGCCACUAUUACUCUAUUCUUCUUCUUCUUCAGGUUCCACUUGUUCAAACUCUCCACUUCUUGGUUCAAAUUCACCUUCCCUUCAGGAUGAUUCAUCUCUUUCGACUUAUUCAGGGGAAUCGCAUCAUGACAAGGAUGGUGACACAAAUCAACAACAUCGGAUGAUCAAAAGGAAAAAAGAAGCAUCAGACAAGCAGCAACAACGAGUAUUACGACAAAGACGACCGCCAUCCUCUCCAAUAUUGGCUACCAAAUCGUAUUGGCCACGUCGUUCUUUAUCAAACAAAACGAUAAUGGUGAAGAUACCACUUUCUCAAGAUGAUCGUCCUAUUCGUCAAGUUCAAUUUGGAUCCCAUCUUAUUGACACUUGGUAUCGUGCACCUUAUCCUGAAGAAUAUAGUCAGAUCGAUGUAUUAUCUAUUUGUGAAUAUUGUCUCAAGUAUAUGAAAAGUGAUUUCGUAGCUAAAAGACACAAGGAAAAAUGUUUUAUGAAGCAUCCACCAGGAAAUGAAAUCUAUCGAGAUGGACCACUGUCUAUAUUUGAAGUGGAUGGUCGGAAAAACAAAAUCUAUUGUCAAAACCUUUGCUUGUUGGCCAAACUCUUUUUGGAUCAUAAAACACUUUAUUAUGAUGUGGAACCAUUUCUCUUUUACAUUCUAACUGAAACUGACCAUCAUGGAUGUCAUUUUGUUGCCUAUUUUUCAAAGGAAAAAAAGUCGGCUUUUGGAUAUAAUCUUUCUUGUAUCAUGACACUUCCUCCUCAUCAAAGAAAAGGCUAUGGACAAUUUUUGAUUGAUAUUAGUUACUUACUUUCUAAGAAAGAACAAAAACCAGGAUCACCUGAAAAACCAUUAUCCAACCUAGGAUUAUUAAGUUACAACAAGUAUUGGACUCGAGCUAUCAUGGACUAUUUAUCAACGACAGAAGAUCAACUUUUAUUAGAGACAACCAUUGAAGAUAUUAGUCGGCAUACAAUGAUGACAAUGGAUGAUGUGAUAGCUACUUUGGAUCGACAAGAUAUGUUGAAAAAGAAUGAACAAGGACAGUUUGAAUUGACGGUCAAAUCGGAUAAAAUGAUAACAGCAACCGAUGUGAUACGAGCUCGACAAGAAUCUUUGACGUGGGUGCCUUAUUGUAUAUGAAUUUUCUUUUAUUCUCAUUUAUUAUUAUUAUUAGAUCUAUUGUUUUUUAUUAUUAUCCUUCUUGAUUUGAUAUAUUCCCUAUUUUAUUCCAUUGACAAUAAAAGAAUCCUUAUACAUAUAGAUAUGAU